This is a messenger RNA of Metarhizium acridum CQMa 102, 2079 nucleotides long. NCBI's taxonomy places the organism in Eukaryota, Fungi, Ascomycota, Sordariomycetes, Hypocreales, Clavicipitaceae. The record is from RefSeq and is a predicted model, not a curated record.
AUGGGUCAAUACUUGAACUGCCGAUGGAGCCAGCUAUUUCUUUUUGCGUUUAUUAUCUUCAGUGUAAUAUACCCGGCUUUGGCGGAGGUCGAACAUGUGCUUGGGUCGAGCGACGGGGAUGAUGACGACGUGAAGCCGCAGGCGCCGAGCUUGCACAAUAUCAUGUCCAUGGAAACGGUACGGGCAAUUGUGGAAGACUCUCAGCUACGGCACACGUACAUGGCUCUCGUUAGCAUGUUAAGCGACACGUCCAGGGAGGCAGCAGGGCGUUACGGCGUCUCCGAGCUCACCAUUCUAGCCGAUGACUUGGAUGCCCAUCUUCGCAAUGUGAAUGCCAAUACGGAUGAGCCAUACCGACUGGAACUCAAGAGAACAACUACCCCCGAUUUGAAUAAGAGGGCGGGGCUGUUGGGAGGACUGCUUUCUGGGUUUUUGGGAGGCAACAGGGGCGGGAACAGAGGCAAGGCGGAUACCGGCAAUCAAAAUGAGAAUGGAAUAGACAACACCACUGGAGACUCCAAAGCCACCGGCGGCGGCGGCGGAUUGCUGGGGAACUUGUUGGGCGGCGGGGGAGGAGGGAACGGUGCCGGUGGCAGGGGGGGAGGUCUUAUCUCGAAUGCUAUAAGCGGCAUCUUUGGGAAUCUUCUCUCCAAGACUGGAGAUGGCCUUGCCGGGGCAGGUUUCUUUGGAGGUGUAGGUGCUGGUGAGGGAGCAGCCCAAGGUCUCUCGCUGGCUCCUGCAUCAAGGACCAAGAGUACUGGUCAGCAAGUGGCUGCAGAAAAUGGCAUGAAGAAUACAGGACUGAACCCAAUCAUUCAGAACGCGGCCAAGGGACUUACAGCAACAGCUGUAAAAGCUUUCAUGGGCAGCAAACUCUUGAAAAUGCCGCCUCUUGGUGGCCUGGGAACAUCACUUGGAUCGGGAAUAGGGAACGGAGCCGCCAUGGGCCUGGGUCUCUCACAAAAGAACUCUGGGCCACCAUUGAACGGGACAAAUCUCGAGGAUGCGGUCGGAGGUUUUGGCUUUGGGGCGAGCCAGGCGUUGACCUCGAGCUUGAACGGAACCCGUGGGUUGGCGUCGUUCCUCCCGCCUAUCGACGUUGGAGCUACAGUGGCAGAUUUUGGAACCGGAAUUGGAAAAGGAGCCGCCGUAGGACUAAAGCUCACAAAUAAUACUGAAAUCGCGCCUCCGCCGCCUGCAUCUGGGACGGACAUUCCCCGUCUCGCAGGCACGCUUGCCUUUGGUGUAAGCCAAGGUCUGACCGGCUCCCUUGAUACUGGAAAUCUGAACAAUUUGGUUCCAUCCAACUUGGACAUUGGCGGUACUGUUCUCAACUUGGGAACGGGACUCGGAGGCGGUGCCGCAGCCGGGUUGAAGCUUGUUGCGCAGAACAAGAAUCUUGCUCCUCCUCCGCCCAAGUCUCUGGCCGAUAUUCCCGGCAUCGCCGGCACUUUUGGUUUUGGUCUCAGCAAUUCUUUUACAGACAACAUCAAUGUCAGCGCAAAAAACUUGGCGUCCAUGUUGCCACCGAUAGAUUUUGGAGCGGCUGCAUUGGACGUUGGCAGUGGCAUUGGCAACGGAGCAGCUCUUGGCUUGAAGCUCGCCAAUGUUACUUCCUUUGCACCGCCGCCUCCUGGGUCCCCGUUGGAUAUCCCCAAAGUGGCAGGCACACUCGCAUUUGGCGUCAGUAAGAGUCUGACGGACUCUGUAAACGUCAGCAACCUGGCAGGAAACCUUCCCGGUAAUCUCGAUAUUGGCGGUGCGGCUCUCAGCGUAGGAGCUGGACUUGGAAGCGGUGCAAGGGAGGGGAGUGGGAGGUUCACGGCUCACAUGUACCCCCGCGACGCGCUCCAAUCUAUGUCGAGGUACCUUUUCGCUGCGCAUGACCCGUUAAGGAACCUUAUCCACAUGGGUGUCCUCGCUGGCGGCUACUUGCACGCGCCGUCACUGGCCUGCCGCUGGUGUCCGAACGGUUCUACUUUUCUGUGUCCUGGGUUCCUCCUGCCUUUCUUCAAUCACUUCUCCGUACUUGUCUUCCUUGCUCCUCGAGUCUCCUUAGCUCUUUCCUUUCAGACUUAA